AUUUUCUCCUCCCCUCGUCGGAGAAAUCAGAAACCCUAACCCCAAUUACUUUCUCUUUCUCCUUUCAAUGGCUCAAUCAACAAAUGCUGAAUCGCCUCCGAUCGGCGAAGGGAGUAAUAACAUCAACAACGGAGAGUCGACGGCCAUCGUUGCCACGGCAAAUUCUCCCGCCACGCCUGCCGCCGUGAAUUCUCCGGGUACCGGAGAAGACCUAACGAAAUCUGGUGAAAUCACUCCGAAUGGAAGGCGGAGCAAGAAACCGAAACACGAAUCCAGCGCAGGUGGAGAUCACCGGAAGGAGCGGGAGGAGUGGAGUGAUACUGCUAUCGCGAUCCUCCUUGACUCAUACACGGACAAAUACAUGGCGUUGAAUCGGAGUAAUUUGCGAGGGAAAGAUUGGGAAGUGGUGGCUGAAUUGGUUGCUGAAGGUUGUGAUAAACAUUCGCGUAAGAGUAUCGAGCAGUGCAAGAACAAAAUUGAUAAUUUGAAGAAGAGGUAUAAGCUCGAGACGCAGAGAAUGGAGAGUAAUGGUGGUAGCGUUAGUAGCUGGAUUUGGUUCAAAAAAAUGGAACGAGUGUUUGGAAAUGCGACGAUCACCAAGAGCGGAGCAGCAUCCGACGAUGAUAAGUCCAUUGGAGUUUCCUCCGCUCAGAAGCCAAGACGAUCUGCCAGGCUUACCCCCAACAGCAUUCCUGUUCUGGACAACAUAAAAACAACCACAAACACCAAAUGGAAAAGAGUGGUCUUUAAAGUCAGUGGCACCUCAUUAGCUGGAAGUGGUCAAAGCAUUGACCCAAAGGUUGCUUUACAAAUUGCAGAAGAAGUAGCAACCGCAUCUCGCUGUGGUGUUGAGGUUGCUAUUAUCAUCGGAGGGCGUAACUUCUUUUGUGGCGAUUCUUGGGUGUCAGCAACUGAUUUAGAUAGGCCAACAGCAUAUCAAAUUGGCAUGAUGGCAACAGUUAUGAAUUCAAUUUUACUUCAAUCAGCAUUAGAGAAAUUGAAUAUUCAAACGCGCGUACAAAGUGCGUUUGUGAUGCCAGAAAUAGCUGAACCAUAUAACCGCUUACGUGCCAUGCGCCACCUGGACAAGGGUAGAGUUGUCAUUUUUGGCGGUGUUGGGGCGGGCACUGGGAACCCACUUUUUACAACUGAUACAGCAGCAGCUUUACGAGCCUCUGAAAUCAACGCAGAUGCAGUUAUUAAAGGUACAAAUGUAAAUGGUAUAUGCGAUAAAAACAAUGUAGCAUUGGAUCAUAUUUCCUUUCGUGAUGCGGUUUCUAGAGAUUGCUCUUCAAUGGAUUUAAUGGCGAUUCAAUUUUGUGAAGAGAAUGCCAUUCCUGUUGUGAUAUUUAACAUGCUGGAGCCUGGGAAUGUUUCAAAGGCGUUGACUGGAGAACAAGUUGGAACCUUGAUAGAAGGGUAAUAAGGUAAAUUUAUAUAGGGUGGUUAAAAAAUGUUAGUUUUUACCGUUGAUAGUUUUAGUAAAUUUUUCUAGAUUAUAAUGGUGGUGACCUGACACCAAGGACAUGAGGUUAUUGAUCUUGUACAUUAUUAUUGCUAUCGGAUUAUAAUAAGAG
Molecule: messenger RNA, 1577 nt
Organism: Lactuca virosa
Lineage: Eukaryota; Viridiplantae; Streptophyta; Magnoliopsida; Asterales; Asteraceae
Source: the annotation of a GenBank genome assembly